AUGUUGAGGGCCAGAAGCUUCACCAGCAUAUUGGGGCGCACACCCCGUAUUCCAUGCCGUAACUUGGCCACGAGCCGUGUGUUGGCAGCUGCUACCGGAGAACAGGAGCGCAAACCGUUUGUAAAUGCCCUCGGAAAAGAUGUUCAAAGGUACUCGGACGAGCCAGGAACUUUUGGAAAAACCACUUUUACCGAAGUAAUGGACGAGGUUGAUAUGACUUGGGGCCGCGACGAUGAUCCUAAGCACGUAGACAAGCAAAACACCAAGAUUCGUCACUUUACCAUCAAUUUUGGUCCACAACAUCCUGCCGCUCACGGUGUGUUGAGAUUGAUUUUGGAAUUACACGGUGAAGAAAUUGUACGUUCUGAUCCUCAUGUGGGACUUUUGCAUCGAGGAACUGAGAAAUUGAUCGAAUCCAAGACGUAUAUGCAAGCAUUGCCUUAUUUCGAUCGGUUGGAUUAUGUUUCUAUGAUGACCAACGAGUUGGUUUUCGCAUUGGCAGUGGAAAAAUUGUUGAAUGUAGAGGUACCAUUGAGAGCCAAGUAUAUCCGUACUUUGUUCGGUGAGAUCACCAGGGUGUUGAACCACUGUAUGUCGGUGCUUUCACAUAUUAUGGAUGUCGGUGGUUUGACGCCGUUUUUGUGGGGUUUCGAAGAGAGAGAAAAAUUGAUGGAAUUUUAUGAACGGGUUUCGGGUGCCCGUUUGCACAGUGCCUAUGUGCGUCCUGGAGGAGUGGCGCAGGACUUGCCCGCCGGCUUGUUGGACGAUAUCUAUAUGUGGGCUACUCAAUUUGGUGACAGAAUCGAUGAAGUUGAAGAAUUGGUCACCGAUAACAGAAUUUGGCAGGCACGUACCAAAGAUGUUGGUGUGGUCAGUGCUGAAGAUGCUCUCAACUACUCGUUAUCGGGAGUGAUGUUGCGUGGAUCUGGUAUCGCCUACGAUAUUAGAAAAGCCCAACCUUAUGACGCAUACGAAUUGGUGGAUUUUGACAUUCCUGUAGGACAAAAUGGUGACUGUUAUGACAGAUACCUUAUUAGAAUGGCCGAGUUCAGACAAUCGUUGCGGAUCAUCGAACAAUGUAUCAAUGAUAUGCCCGAGGGGCCAGUCAAGGUUGAAGAUUUCAAGAUUUCUCCACCAGCUCGUCAAGUAAUGAAGGAAGAUAUGGAGGCAUUGAUUCACCAUUUCUUGUUGUUUACCAAGGGAUACGCUGUUCCUCCUGGUGAGACUUACACUGCCAUCGAAGCACCCAAGGGUGAAAUGGCAGUUUAUGUUGUGUCGGACGGAAGUGAGAGACCUUAUAGAUGUAAGAUUAGAGCUCCUGGAUUUGCCCAUCUUGGAGCAUUUGAUCACAUUUCUCGUGGAAAUUUGUUGGCCGAUGCCGUUGCCAUCAUUGGUACUAUGGAUCUCGUGUUUGGAGAGGUUGAUCGUUAG
This is a messenger RNA of Meyerozyma guilliermondii ATCC 6260, 1431 nucleotides long. It is a transcript of the gene NUC2, whose product is annotated as Nuc2p. Gene Ontology annotation, molecular function: NADH dehydrogenase (ubiquinone) activity; NAD binding; quinone binding. Lineage: Eukaryota; Fungi; Ascomycota; Pichiomycetes; Serinales; Debaryomycetaceae. The transcript has a single exon. Bases 1 to 1431 code for a protein of 476 amino acids. The record is from RefSeq and is a predicted model, not a curated record. Gene Ontology annotation, biological process: mitochondrial electron transport, NADH to ubiquinone.